UUGUGCGUCCACUGCUCAGUGUGCUCAGUGUCAGGAUCUCUCUGUAGGUCCCUUUUGGAUUUCAAGUGGCCUUUAAAAUGCAGAAACCGCACAUACGACAAAGAAGUGUGUGUCAACAGACUGCUGCACUCCUAUGGAAAAAUGUAAUGUUGAAGUGGAGAAUGAGAAUGCAGAGUUUUCAGGAAUGGUUCUCCUCCUUGGGUCUUCUCAUUGCAAUAAUAACACUGACAAGCAUGAUGGAAAUCGAUCCUCCUCAAGAAGUAUCUUUAGCCAUCCUUGGGAAACUUUCCUUGAAUGCUACUGAACUUAAAAUUGCUUAUACUCCAAAUAACACGUUGGCAAAAGAAAUAAUGGACAAAAUAGAAACAAUAUCUAUUCUGAAAGGUGUAGAGACAGAAGCUAUGAAAGAUGAAAAAUCCAUGGAAGCUGCACAAAUGGAAGAAAUAGACAUGAUUGGAGUUGUAUUUCAAGAUGAAGUCUCAUAUCGACUCCGAUUCCCUUUAUAUAAACUGGUUUCCCCAAAUGAAUAUUUUGGAAAGACAGAUUACUGUUACAACUUUUCAUCAUCUGAUUGUUCAAAUCCAAGCUAUUGGUAUGGAGGCUUUAUAGCUUUGCAAUCUAGCAUUGAUAGUGCACUUAUUGAACGGAUCACCAAUCAUUCUGUUUGGGAAGAAAUGCAAUCUAUGAACGGCAUUCGUAUGAGAUCAUCUUCUAUUAUGCACGGAAGCGAACUGGAUAUUUUGUUACUCUUAUGGCUCUUAUCACUAUGUUUUUCACCCUUUAUGUAUUUCUUGGCACAAACUCUUUCAAGAGAGAAAAGGAAAUUGAAGGAAGUGAUGAAGACAAUGGGACUACGAGAUGCAGCUUUCUGGCUUUCCUGGGGUUUGCUGUAUAGUGUGUACACAUUGAUUUUGUCCGGUGGAUAUGCAUUUCUUUUGCAACAUUCCUAUCUUCCCUUGACCAACAUUUCUACAUUGUUUGUUCUGUUCUUCCUUUAUGGUAUAGCAUCCAUAUGCUUCUGUUUCAUGAUGAGUUCACUCCUAAAGAAGGCCAAAACCACUGCCUUUGUUGUCCUCCUCCUCAAUCUUUGUUUUGGAGUCCUUAGCAUCACAACCUUAUUCAAGUUAAUGCCUUCAGCUUUGGAAUUAAUUUUGAACAUAUUCUGCCCAUUUACUUUUGGUGCGGGGCUUUCAAAGGUUUUUCAAUUCCAAAAAUAUGCAAGAUCCUUCAGUUUGUCAGAGAUAAUGUCUGAAUCAUUCAUUUUAUUCUUGCUUUUUGAUAUUGUUUUAUAUAUGCUGCUGACUUUCUAUUUUGACAAGAUUGUCCCUGACAAAUAUGGGCUGCCUUAUCCUCCCUUAUUUUUCUUGAAGAAGAACUAUUGGUUUAAAUCAAGAAAGCCUUACACCAAUGAACAAAGUCAUGGAAAUAUUUUCAGAGAAAAUAUUGAACCUGUGCCUCCUGAAUUUGAUGGGAAGGAAGCCAUUCGAUUAAAUAACAUUAAAAAAACAUAUAAAGUGGGAAAAACAAACACAGAAGCUUUGAGAGGCUUGUCUUUGGAUAUCUAUGAAGGGCAGAUCACUGCAAUUCUUGGUCAUAGUGGAGCUGGAAAAACAACAUUGCUAAACAUCCUCGGUGGACUUUCUAAGUCAACUGAUGGUUCUGCAACCAUUUUGGAGUACAAUAUCGCUGAGAGGAAAGAGAUGGAACAAAUCAGGCAAUUUAGUGCUGUGUGUCCACAGUUCAAUAUUCAGUUUGAAUAUUUAACAGUGAAAGAAAAUUUAAAGACAUUUGCUAAAAUAAAGGGGAUACCAUCCAGUGAUAUAGAAAAUGAGGUAGAAAAAAUACAGAUUCUCUUGGAUAUCAGUGCCAUUCAGAAUACACAAGCUAAGGAUUUAAGUGGUGGACAGAAACGAAAAUUGACUCUGGCGAUUACUUUCUUAGGACAACCACAGGUUUUAUUACUAGAUGAGCCAACUGCAGGAUUGGAUCCUUAUUCUAGACAUCAAGUAUGGACUCUCCUAAACGAGCAAAAAGCAGGUCGAGUCAUUCUGUUAACUACUCAGUUCAUGGACGAAGCUGAUAUCCUCUCUGAUCACAAAGCUAUUAUCUCCCAUGGCAGCCUGAAUUGUGUUGGCUCAUCUCUGUUCCUGAAGAAAAAGUGGGGAAUUGGCUAUCAUUUAAGGAUGCAUAUAAAUGAAAUUUGUGAUUCUGAAAGAACAACAUCAUUGGUUAAGCACUAUAUUCCUUCUGUGAAAUUAUCAGGACAACGUGAAAAUGAAUUGAGAUACAUCCUGCCUUCAGAACAUGUGAAUAAAUUUCCAGGUUUGUUCAGUGAAAUCGAUCAACAGACAGAUCUAGGAAUAGUUGACUAUGGAGUUACUAUGACAACUUUGGAAGAUGUCUUCUUGAAACUAGAAGGAAAUGAAAAAAAUUAUGACGAUUAUGGAGUCCAUCACGAAGGGGAAGGAGAAGAACCAGGAAAGGAUGAAAUGGAACAGGAUCUGCUGUUAUUGUCAGAGAUGGGAACAGUGACAGUGAAGGGCUUAAAACUCUGGAGACAACAAGUUUGUGCCAUUGCAAGAAUGCACUUUUUAAAUCUCAAGAGGGAAUGGAAAAUCUGGGGAGCCCUCUUACUAAUUUCUGGAAUCAUUCUGUUACCAUAUAUAAUUCAAAACUGUUCCUUUGGUGUUUCAUUGACCAUGCAUUAUGCAGAGCUUCAUCCUGGGUUAUACUUUCAGCCAGGAAUGGAAUUUCAAGGAAGUUCUGGACUUCUGAUCCUUAACAAUACAGGUGAAAAAAUUGAUAAUUUUGUCCAGGCAAUAAAGAAUCAGAACAUUCUGAUGGACGUAAUCUCGGGUAACAAUAUCAGUGACCAGCUGGUCCACAAUGGGGCCAUACAAGUAGACAUUGAAGAGAAGAAAUACAGGUUCACACUUAUGUGCCACACAGAAAUAACCAACUGCUUUCCUGUGCUUGUCAACAUCAUCAGCAAUGCAUUUUUACACAUGCUUAAUUCCACUGCCCGUCUUCGAAUUUGGAGUCAAAUGUUUUUAGGGGAAUUUCAACAGGAAAGUUUUGUGUUUUAUUUUUUGGAAUUACAAAUGUUUGAGACUUUCAUAUUUCUGUCUGCUUUUCCACCUCAAUUUGCAAUGAUGAGCAUGCAAGACUACAAGAUAAAAGCUCACUCUCAACUCCGAAUCUCAGGGCUGUUGCCUUCUGUAUAUUGGUGUGGACAAGCUCUGAUAGAUAUUCCUCUCCACUUUGCUCUACUUGUUGUAGCACUAUUGCCAUGGUUACUAAAAUUAAUCGUUAUAAGUACUAAGAAUUGGAGCAUUUUACAUUUAGUUUUGGUGAUAUUUCUGCUUGGUUAUAGUACCUCUUUUGUCCUACUCCUAUAUGUAAUUGCCUUCAUAUUUCGUAAAAAAAUGCAUACUGCCAGUUUUUGGUCAUUCAUCUUGAUAUUAGUGUCUGUGAUUUCAUUUGCAAUGUUUGUAACAGCUAUACCACCUCUGAUGUAUCUACUUGAUGUUUUCAUUCCUAUAUUUCCAGUUAUUAGUUUUUUAAUUUACUUUUCAACGACGCUGAAAGAUGUUUAUGCAUUUGAUGAUGCAGGAUACCACAUUUUACAUAUGGAUGAGUUCUGGAUAUCUUUCUUCAUGCCUUACAUCCACAGCAUAAUUUUCCUUUUUUUACUUCGCUAUCUGGUUUUGAAAUAUGACAGACCAGUUAUGAGAAGAGAUCCUGUAUUUAGGAUUUCUCCUCAAAGAAAAAGGACCUAUCAGAAUCCCGAGGAGCUCAGUGAAGAGACUGAUAGAGACAUCCUAGAUGAAAGGACCAGAGCUCAGAGUGCACUGGAUUCUGCCAAUGAAGAAGAGAAACCAGUUAUCAUCGUCCACAACUUGUGCAAAGAGUAUAGAUAUGGAAAGGCUUGUUCUACUCCAUGUUGCAACAAACAGCAGAAGAGAAAACUGGCUACCAAAAAUGUUUCUUUUUGUGUUAAAAAAGGAGAAAUAUUAGGGCUUCUGGGACCAAAUGGUGCUGGUAAAAGUACAACAAUUAGCAUGAUAAUGGGAGAUAUGGAUCCAACUGCUGGGCAAGUGCAUAUUAAAGGAGCUGAUGGAGCUGCGACAGAGGAAAAUGCUGCUCUUGGCUACUGUCCUCAGGAGAAUCCGCUCUGGUCCAAUCUGACCAUGAAAGAACAUUUGGAGAUUUUUGCAGCUGUAAAAGGGAUCAGGAAGGAUGAUGCUACUAUGGCCAUUAAUAGAAUAGCUCGAGUUCUAGUCCUUGAAGAGCAUUUAAAAAAGACAACUAAGACAUUAUCUGCCGGAUUAAGUAGAAAAUUGUGCUUUGCCCUAAGCAUGUUGAGUAAUCCUACCGUGUGGCUACUAGAUGAACCAACCACUGGCCUGGAUCCCAAAGGAAAACACCAAGUGUGGAGAGCAAUUCACACCAUGCUGCAGAACAAGGAUAAAGGUGCCAUUUUGACAACUCAUCACAUGGAGGAAGCAGAGGCAAUGUGCGACCGAGUAGCUAUCAUGGUGUCUGGACAGCUCAGGUGCCUGGGUUCAAUUCAGUACCUGAAAAGCAAAUUUGGAAAAAAUUAUUUGCUGCAAAUAAAAGUAAAAGGGGUAGAACAAGGAGAUCUUGUGAAUACUCAGAUUCUAAAAAUGUUUCCACAAGCAGCUCGUCAAGAAAGGAUAUCCACUUUGUUGGUCUACAAGAUUCCAAUGGAAAAUGCACUGCCUCUCUCUAAAGCUUUUUCCAUGUUAGAAAAAGUGAAACAACUGUUCAAUCUUGAGGAGUACAGCUUUUCUUUGAACACUUUGGAACAGGUUUUCCUAGAGCUUUGCAAAGAGCAAGAGCGAGAUUAUUUUGAUUUGGCUCCGAAUACAACUUUUGAUUGGAAGAAACUUCAGGAGGGUGAUCUCUAAGUCAUCAACACAUUUUUAGAAGAAUACUGACAUAAAGAACAAUACUGACAUAAGCACCAAUUCCU
This is a messenger RNA of Thamnophis elegans (Western terrestrial garter snake), 4996 nucleotides long. RefSeq names its product ATP-binding cassette sub-family A member 8-B-like. Gene Ontology annotation, cellular component: intracellular membrane-bounded organelle; membrane. Gene Ontology annotation, molecular function: ABC-type transporter activity; ATP hydrolysis activity; lipid carrier activity. Gene Ontology annotation, biological process: transmembrane transport; lipid transport. Lineage: Eukaryota; Metazoa; Chordata; Lepidosauria; Squamata; Natricidae. The record is from RefSeq and is a predicted model, not a curated record.